GGAAACGUUCUGGAGCCUGGUUCUACAAAGCCUUGCCGAAGCAUAUUUGUCCCAUUAAGGAUUCAAUUCUAGAUAACAGGAAGCCAGUAAUAGAAAGAGGAGAGCAGCUGCCAGUGGCCAGGAGUGCACCAAUCAGCUACACAUGGGCUCAAAGCAAAGUUAACUUAAGUGAAAGCGAUGGCAGUGAUGCCGAGCUCAGUGAAUGCAGCAGUGACAGGAAGACCUUCAUGUCUGAGACCGAUCAAAGAGAUUCUGAAUCAAGUGGAGGCCAAGUGCAAACCCCCCUGCAGUCCAGCAUCACCAGUCCAACUCGAACCAGCUUUCACAUGGAAAGCCCUUCCAGCUUGGCCAGCGAGCGAAGCAGCAGCAGUUUCAAUCCGGGUCUGGAGGAAGAGGUCAUGGACCAUAGUCGACCUUUACUAACUCCCCCGGCCCUCAGCCGCGCCGGCUCCCUGCGGAGCACCUCUACCAGCCAGAAGUCGGAGGGCCCGGCCGCGGACCCCAAUCGGGAUGAGGACGACCUGGACCAAGCCUUCGGUGCCACCGCACUCGUGGCCAGCAAGAAAGAGGAAGAGCCAGACGUGGAAGGCUACGAUUCGGACGACUCCACUACGCUCGGCACUCUGGACUUCAGCCUUCUGUAUGAUCAGGAGAACAAUGCCCUGCACUGCACUAUCAACAAAGCCAAGGGACUCAAACCAAUGGAUCACAAUGGGCUGUCAGAUCCCUAUGUUAAGCUGCACCUGCUGCCUGGAGCUAGUAAGGCCAAUAAGCUCCGCACAAAGACCCUACGCAACACUCUCAACCCUGUCUGGAGUGAGACCCUAACGUAUUAUGGGAUAACUGAUGAAGAUAUGGUUCGCAAAACACUCAGGAUUUCAGUGUGUGACGAGGACAAAUUCCGCCACAACGAAUUCAUUGGUGAAACCCGAAUCCCCUUGAAGAAACUCAAACCCAACCAGACUAAGAACUUCAGCAACUGUUUGGAGAAACAACUUCCUAUCGACAAGACAGGACCGAGUUUGGGCACCCCUGUCCUAGAGCAAAUGGUGGAAAUGUCCUGCAAUGAACCUCGUUUAUCCUUUCAUGGCUGUUUCUUUCAGCCCUCCACAUUUUAUAUACAGGAGCUGCAAUGCCCUCUGGUGGACAUACUGACUUGUUGCAUACGACAACACUAUUCUGCAUUUGUUUCAAAUGUGCUCCCAGUUUUACUGCCUUUGCUAAGGUAUCUCAAGCCAGAUGAGAACAAAAAAUCAAAGCACAAGACAGCUGUCAAAAAGAAGACCCUCAACCCCGAAUUCAAUGAAGAGUUUUUCUAUGAGAUCAAGUAUGCUGACCUCAGCAAAAAGACCCUGGAGGUGACCGUUUGGGACUAUGACAUUGGCAAAUCCAAUGAUUUCAUUGGUGGAGUCUCUUUAGGUAUAAAUGCCAAUGGCGAGAGGCUAAAACACUGGUUUGACUGUCUGAAAAACAAGGACAAGAAAAUCGAGCGCUGGCACACAUUAACCAAUGAACUCCCUGGUUCAGGGUACAAUGACUGAGAGGCUCUCUUUCCAGUGGAUCCCCCGAUGCCUGCCCCUUUCCUACAUGAUGUCCAUGUAAAGCCCAGCAGCCUGUGAUGGAUGGAUCAACAGUCCACUGAUUUAGAGAUGGGUGCCAGUAUCUGUUCCCACACAACACACCUGCUCUAUCUCUUGUACUUUUUCUGGUGUUGAGCUUGCAGUCUGAUUGUGUGGCUUGAUGUGGCUUUUGGGCUUAUAUAAGGGUCUUUAAUCAGCCUGUGCUUGUACAGCCUCAUUGAAAAUGGAGAGAUGUUGUUCCGACAGCCAACAAGAGAUCAGUUCCUGUUUUCAAAUAUUUAACCACACUCUACUGCUCUCUUUCUCCGUUCUCUUGAGGUUUUCUGUGUAUUCAGGAAUCCUGUUUACAGAAAUUAGCUGUCAGUAAAUGUAUCAUUAUGCGUGUGCAUCAUGGCAGCAAAGGGGCUCUGAAAAUACGCUUUCCAAAACAAUAUUGUUUACAGUCCAAAACCUUUCUGAUGCCUAUCUUAAGGCCAGGGUAUAAACUACACAAUUGUAUUUUACAGACAGAUGAUUGUGAAGAUUAUAUCGGUUGGUGGAAGUUAAAGAAUUUUAGUUCUUACAAUAUAAACUCCCAACAAAUUUAAAGAGUUUUUACUUGCCCCUUCUCCUAGUUUGUCUACUUAAUGAAUGUAAUUUACCUUUUAGUUUCAGUACUCUCACUGCAAAUGAACAGUGUGCCAUUGACAUUAAGACAGCACACAGCAGAGUUUCAAUAGCCAUUUUUCUAGAGAGAAAACAGUUUACGCGAGAACACACACAAAUGCUGAAAAUGCUCUAUUAUAGAAAUGAAUACUAUGGAUUGAUUUUUGAAUUAAACACUGUGCCCAAGCCCAAUUCAUAUAUUGCAUUAACAUCUUUUACUCUAAAAUUUUUCAGUCUGUAAAUCAAAAAAAAUGGACUGGACAAACUAUUGUUUUGAGAUUUAUUAAUAGCGUGUUUAUCUUAUUCUUCCUUUGAGCAUUUUAAAGAUGACUAAAUAUAUU
Messenger RNA from Sinocyclocheilus rhinocerous, 2566 nucleotides. Its product is annotated as double C2-like domain-containing protein beta. The coding region runs from base 228 to 1541 and encodes 437 amino acids. The transcript has 13 exons. The record is from RefSeq and is a predicted model, not a curated record. Gene Ontology annotation, cellular component: synapse. Gene Ontology annotation, biological process: spontaneous neurotransmitter secretion; regulation of calcium ion-dependent exocytosis; exocytosis. NCBI's taxonomy places the organism in Eukaryota, Metazoa, Chordata, Actinopteri, Cypriniformes, Cyprinidae.